Molecule: messenger RNA, 396 nt
Organism: Echinostoma caproni
Lineage: Eukaryota; Metazoa; Platyhelminthes; Trematoda; Plagiorchiida; Echinostomatidae
Source: the annotation of a GenBank genome assembly
AUGGACAACAUCUCUGCAUCGUUUGUCUCUAACCAAACUGGUCAGGAUACGUGUACAGCCUUUGGCCCUCCCGAGCUGGUUUGUCUGUACAAGCGUACCACACCCGAAGAAAUCGAAGUUUCGGACAUGGAAUGGUGGAUACGCAAUUUACAUAUAUGCCUAUCAGACUGGUUCGCUUUCGCAGAUUUGCCACGCUCCGACCAAGAGCAGGGGUCUCAAGUGCGACCGGACUCUCCCCUUUACCCGAUUCCCAUCCCACCGUCUGAUGAUCAAGAAGUGCAUGCUGCCUCGGUCUCUCACCGAUCGUCAAUCGAACUCCCACCCCAGUCGAGGUGGCAACGUGUCAAAGAGUAUUUGAUGAGCGCGAAAUCGGCAGAACCCGUGAUCACCGUGUAA